CAAGGAUGCUCAAAUGUAUGGCAGGUCGCCCGGCGGCCGGGAACCAAGACGUCUUUGCCAAGCCUCCGACGGGCCUUCCGAGCGCCGUCUGGGAAAAGGAGUUUAGCGUCCUCUUCAAUGGGCGCAAGCCCGUCGGCCUCGGCUUCGUGGCCACCGACGUCGCGACGCCGUAUGGGACGUACACGUGCGUCGUCCAGCACGUCAUCAACGCCAAGGUGCACGCGAACCACGCGUUCGACCACAACGAGCACUGCUACUUGAGCUGCAAUCUCAAGCGCGUCAUCAUGCCCGGCCUCGUCAUUCGCGGCAUCAAUGACCUCGACGUGCGCGAUACAAGUUUCGACGUCGUCGUCGCCAAGGUCAAGACGGCCAAGCGUCCGGUCUUGCUCACGUUUGCCGACCCCAAGUCGGCCGAUGUCGCCGCGAACAACGAGCAGCCCGCGCUAUCAGACGAUAGCGACGUGCGCGAGCGCAAGCUUCACGACGAAAUCAUCGAUCUCCGCACGCAGCUCGACGAGAGCUCUCGGCAACGGGACGAGGCGCUCCGUCAGCUCGAGCUCUUUAAGAAGUGGAACGAUUCGCUUCUCGCGACCAACAGCGAGAUGGACGCGACGACGACGGAGCUGCAUGACCGCAUUGCGCAAGAGCGGGCGGCGUACGAAGCCAAACACGCCUCGCGGCUCCUGGAGCUUCAGCACGAGCGCGACCACGCUACAAGCAAACUGCAAGAGCUGCGCGUGGAGCAUGCUAGCAUGGCCACGCGAGCCGAUGAGCUGCACGCGCGCCUUGAGGCCGCACAGCAAGCCAAGCGAGCGUCCGAUAUGAAGCUCGCAGCGCUCGAGGCGGCACGUCUUGAAGACCUCCGCGCGAUGGAGGCGCUUCGGCGAGAGAUCCACGACGAAGAUGACGCGACGACGGAGCUCGAUAAGCUCUUAGCGACCGAGCAAGACAAUGCGGCCUUGGCAACGUGCGCAAGUGUCAAGCAGCAACAUCUGGACAUGCUCGCAUCGGUGCGGCAACAGCGCAAGGACCACGAACAACACAAGCGCGACCUCGAGGCCAAGCUCCAAGCACACGCCGACCACGUCAAGAGCGUCAUCCUAGAUCUCGAGCACCAGCGACAAGCCCACGCUGUGGCCAAGCAAGUGCAGGAGACGACCAUGUCGCUACCGCUGUUGGCCACCGAGUCGCACGAGAUCCAGACGGACGCGUCGCCCGAGCCUAACGCUGCGUGGCAGGACGAAAAGCUGACGCUGACCAACCGGAUUCACGAACUGGAGGCGCAGCUCGAGGCCGAGAGGCAAAUUGAAGCGUCGCUGAGCGACACGAUCGCAGGUGCAUCGGCCAUCGAGGCGGCGCGCGCGGCCCGCGACCAAGCCAAGCUGCUCAUCCUUCGGCGCUUCAUGACGCAACUUUCAACAACGGGGAUCCUCGUGCACAAGCAUGGCCGCAUGGGGGCUGCGCACCCUCGCUUUUUAUAUGCUGACGUCGCGGGGCACUGGCUGAGCUGGAUGAGCGUCGACGAUGCAAAGAAAGAAGGCGCGUUCCAGCACCCGCGCAAGCAAACCACGAUCGAGCUCAAGCUCGUCGUUGACGUCUUGCCCGGGAAGCAGACGCAUGUCUUCCACCGAACCUCGGUGACACCGGCGAACCGUUGUUUCUCGCUCAUCUGCGCCAAGCCGUGUCGCACCAUCGACAUGGAAACCGAGACGCCCGAGCAAUGCCAGCGGCUCAUCCAAGGCUUCCGGCUCAUCCGCCAAGCGUUUCUGGACCACGGAGCGAUCGUUCUCUAAUCUAUCUACGCCUUUAUUCCGUAUUAUUGACGAC
This is a messenger RNA of Saprolegnia parasitica CBS 223.65, 1827 nucleotides long. RefSeq lists its product as hypothetical. The transcript is spliced from 7 exons. NCBI's taxonomy places the organism in Eukaryota, Oomycota, Saprolegniomycetes, Saprolegniales, Saprolegniaceae. The coding region runs from base 6 to 1793 and encodes 595 amino acids. The record is from RefSeq and is a predicted model, not a curated record.